CGACAGUUUACAGUAUUUUAAUUUAUCGUAGCGGGUAACCCGUAUACUCUUUUAUAUAAACAUCUCAUUUCCCCUUCUCCUUUCUUCACUUCACAUAUUAUAUAGUACUAUUCACCAUGGAAAAUUCCCAACCACCUCUUGCCACAGAGAGUUUUUCAUAUAGCUGGUUGUUGAACAGAAAACCUUCCAUUGAUGGCCUAACAGAAUCUCCUAGACCUUCUUAUAGUGAUGAUGAUCAUGAUAAUGAUGAUGAAGAAGAAGAUAUGAAGUUUAUCGCUUACUCGAAAAGAUUCCUAGAAGAAGCUCAAAACUUCAAUUUUGAUGUUCAUCCUGUUUCUGAAUCUGUCCACGCUGAUGAAAUCUUCUCUCAUGGACACAUCAUGCCUCGAUAUCUUGAUAAAUCAAAGAUUGAAUCUUUUCGCGAAGCCUUAAACAAUUUCAAUAUAAUUUCAUCAGUACCUUCAAGUAGUAGUACUCAUCCCACACCACGAGUUCCAGAUUCUACAACCAGUACUCAAGCUGAUUUUCUUGAGAAAUGGAGGAGAUUUUCGCGCAGAGUGUUGGUUAAAUGGUUUGGAUUCAUCAGGCCAAUUUCCAAAAGGAUAUCAAGUUCAAGAAAAAGUACAGCAAAAGUCGAUGAUCUUCAAAGAAAAGUAAGUGAAAUUCAAAGCUGCAAAACUACUGAUUCUCCUCCUCAUCGAAUAAUGAAAUCUCAUUCUGUUGUUGAUUGGGCUGGAAAUCGUAACGAUCAAACAAGUAGAGUUAAGACAUUGAGAAAGGUGAAAAGCUGGAGCAGUAUUAAGUCACCACAGGCUGCUUAUAAUUCCCCUAUAAAAAGUCCAUCCUAUGAUCAUUCUACCGCGGUUUCUGAUGCAAUUCUUCAUUGUAAAAGAUCAUUUGGUAUGUUAACAGAGCCUGAUAUCAAUCUUGAUGAUCAUUUUGACAACAAGAACCAUUACUAGAGCUGUUUAAUUUACCAUAGAUCACUCAGAUUCACUAUUUUGUACAAUUCUGAGGUGAAAAAAAAAACAUAUCAUAGUUAUUAGGACUUAUUUUGUGUAGACCAUGUUAAUAAUACUUUUGUUUCUCUUAUCUUAGUUUGUCAUUUUGAAGUCAAAAUUGAAGAAUGGUGUUAUAAUUGAAAUGAAAGAGUGAUUAUACAC
Molecule: messenger RNA, 1163 nt
Organism: Solanum pennellii
Lineage: Eukaryota; Viridiplantae; Streptophyta; Magnoliopsida; Solanales; Solanaceae
Product: probable membrane-associated kinase regulator 6
Exons: 1
Coding region: 117-962 (281 amino acids)
Source: RefSeq, a predicted model, not a curated record